AUGGAAGCUCACCUCCGAGACUUUUCCUCUCCUCUCGACGCUUGUGAGCUUCAUGGUCGUAGCCCCCUCGGGCUCCUUGUUCCCCUGAUACCUACAUCCAUCCGGGUGAAGCAUGACUUGGCCUGUAUCUUCUCCACUGCUCGUUGUACCGAGAUGAUGGGUGCUCCACUGAACCGCAAACUCUCGACCUCGCCGGAUGGUAAGUUUCGAGAAGGUCGGAACUCCGCUCCCUCCAUGUCUUGGGUGAAUCCAGACUCGGGAGAGAAAGAGCCCCCUGAACCGCCGGAUCCUCCGGACCCUCCGCGGUGGCCACAUCGUCGUUGUAUCUCCCCAUCUCCACCACCGUCCUCCAUCCUAGCCUCUCGGAGAUUCUAG
Arabis nemorensis is the source of this 375-nucleotide messenger RNA. The record is from the annotation of a GenBank genome assembly. Lineage: Eukaryota; Viridiplantae; Streptophyta; Magnoliopsida; Brassicales; Brassicaceae.